Messenger RNA from Aphanomyces astaci, 696 nucleotides. RefSeq lists its product as hypothetical. The transcript is spliced from 5 exons. NCBI's taxonomy places the organism in Eukaryota, Oomycota, Saprolegniomycetes, Saprolegniales, Verrucalvaceae. Bases 1 to 696 code for a protein of 231 amino acids. The record is from RefSeq and is a predicted model, not a curated record.
AUGUCCGAGGGAAACGAAGGGGUGAACUACCUCGGCAUGAUCCGCAUCCUACGGAUCCCUCGGCUCGCGGGCAUCUUCCGGGUGCUUAAGUUUCUCAAAAACACUGAGGUGUUCAUGUGGUGGUUGUUCCAGUACUCCAAGGGGUCGAUUGUCAUGUACUUUUUGCGGCUGCUUGCCACCACGCUUUGCAUCGUCCUCGUGAUGGCGUGCAGCUGCUACUACGCCAUGAUGAUGGUGGUCAUGGGCCAGGACAUACUGCCAUCAUUGCGACUGUGUUUUGGCAACGUGUCGAUUCUCGUGGAAAGCCUUACGUCGGACUCGGAUACGUACCACGACAAGAUGGAAGGCAUGUACGAAAGCAUGCAAGACGAGGGCCUUCCCCAUGAACUCCAGCAGCGCGUGCAUUUGUAUUACACGUAUCUGUGGCAGCAAUACCACACACUGGACGGGAAACCCGCUCAUUUUGUGUCGGAACUAUCGACCAACUUGCAACGAGAAAUCAUGAUUUGUCUCAACGCUCGCAUGAUUCGAAGCGUGCCCAUGAUGCAAGAAUGCAACCCCGAAGUCGUCCAAGAGAUCGUGUUGAGCGCCCGAAGACUAUGUCGUGUCGGCCGCGGAAAUGGGCAUGGAAAUGUAUGGACGGCUCGGUUUUUCAUUCAACGGGGCGAGUGCGAAGUGAUCAUGGCCAAGGAAUAG